This is a messenger RNA of Porites lobata, 1421 nucleotides long. Lineage: Eukaryota; Metazoa; Cnidaria; Anthozoa; Scleractinia; Poritidae. The record is from the annotation of a GenBank genome assembly.
UAUUUCAUUUUGUACAGCUUGAACGUGAGUCAGUUGGCCACUCUCCUCCUUGACUCCAAACUAGUUUCAGUUCUCUGUCACUUUGGAAAUUUUGGAUGCGGAGAUGGAGGAUGGACACCGGUCAUGAAAAUGGACGGCAAUAAGGUAAGACAUUUGUGUACGUUUUCCCUUAGUUUGGCGACUAGAGUGAAAAAAAUGUGCCUCUGUCAGCGGUAACUUUCAAUUAUCCUAGCCUGCGAAUACAGCCGUUUCUCCUUGCUCCUCGUUGCUAGGGACGUUUCAUCAGGAGGAACGUCUGCACCUCAGCGACAGAAAUUCCAUACUAAUGACGUAAAAUUGUAAAUUUUCUGGGGAAGCAUAACCCCAGUCCUCCAAGUUUGAAGUGCCUUCUGUGCUCUAACUUUUCUUCUCGUGCGUAUACAUGCUAAGUCCUUGUAUCUGAAAGAUUUAAGUAUUAAGAACACCUUUAAGCUUCUGGAAUAUCUCGGUCAGUAGCAGAGGUCAUCAUCCGCUUUUCCUGUCAGACGAGGUGAAGGUUUUCAUAUCAAAACACAGAAGCCUCUGGUCUCUGUACUUGCGAACAGGCGAGAAGUAGAGAUAAUUAUAUUCAAUUCGGCAUUUUUCAAUCGCAUCAAUGAUUAAAGAGCGCAGUAUUUGUUUACUUUUUAUUCUAUCGGUGACCAUUAACGCCAUUUCGCCUGCUGUGACUAAUUUCAUUUUAUAAAUCUGGAGAAACAAGGACGUUGAAGAUAUUCUUUUCACUGUAAUUGUUCUUUCAUUGCAAAUUCCUUUUUUUUUUUCUUUUCCGGAAAGGAUGUUGUCUUUAGAAGAAAAAAGAAACCUGUGAACUUUUCUUUUUAAAGGACAAUUUUUCUAUUUCUUCCUCCUUUCUACCACAGCAAACUUUUCACUACAACUCCCCUCUCUGGAGCAACAAAGAAACCUUCAGCCUUGAGGGAGGGAAGACUGGGUUUGACACACAGGAGACCAAACUUCCCUCCUACUGGAACACAUCCUUCUCCAAGAUCUGCCUCGGUAUGAAGAUCGGCCAGCAGUUCAAAUUUAUUGUCAUCAACAAGCAGGCGAACUCCUUGUACUCUCUGAUCGCUGAUGGGCAAUACCGGAGCACCUCACUGGGUCGUGACAAGUGGAAGUCGCUGAUUGGUUCUGAGGCCUCCUUGCAGAAAAACUGUAACAAGGAAGGGUUCAAUGCUGUUAGUAGUCAUCCUGACAACUCUAAAGCAAGAAUCGGUAUCAUUGGUGACAAUAGAGGAGAUUGCAGGGACGGUGACUCUAGAAUUGGGUUUGGCACUGGAGGAACUCCUGAUAAGAGCAACUCAUGUGGAAACGAGGCGGCUACAUUUGCUCCAGAUAAUGGCGUAAAGCAUAUUAAGACAAUGGGAUAUAUUUUGGUGCUGUAA